ACCCCUCGUACAUCGCGAACUACUUGUCGAUCGCGAACCACUCAUCGAUCGCGAACCCCUCGUCGAUCGCGAACCCCUCGUAGAUCGCGAACUCCUCAUCGAUCGCAAACCCCUCGUCGAUCGCGAACACCUUGUACCCCGCGUAGACAUCAUACCCUACCUGAUAUUCCGACACCACAACGUCCUCAGCAAAAUUAUGAACCUAGACCACGCCGUCCAGGUCCAAGAUGUAGGACACAAAGGAACGAACCCGAGAUUCGAAAUGAAGCAAGAGACAAUGAAGGAUUGUCUGAUUCUGAGCCGUGUGCAGUUGGCAUGGUGAAGCAGUAUAAACCAAAAUUAUAUAGGGCGUAUAAAAAGGCUGGAUAUGAUUUAGGAACAGUCACCGCAGAACCGCAUGAACGGUAUGAAAUCGUAGAUGAUAAAGUUUACCUCGGAGAAAAGGUCAAAGUAGGAAAGGAUACAUGGAGAAUAAUGAAACGUAGCAGAAGGUCAAAAUUUUUAAGAGAUCUAGGGAAUGUGUUUUGGACAAAACGAAUAAUAGCGCAUAGAUGCUUAGACCUUUCUAAAUUAAAAAAUAAAAGAUUUGGCAAUCAGCCUAUACAGUUAUUUUCACCGAAGAAGAUAAAUUUAUAUCUUAGUUUAUACUAGGAUUAUCUAAAUACCUCAAAUUAUUAUAACGAAUUAGAUCGAGACGUUAAAGAUAUAUAUAUUAAAAAUGCAACUUCUAGUUUAAGUUUCCACGAAAGAGAUGAAAGACUUUACCAAAAGCCUAAUUAAUAAUGAAGAUUACUUCUGAAGAAACAUUUAUUUUGUACUUUUAUUAAACAAUACACGAUAUUUUUUAUUAAAACUCGAA
This is a messenger RNA of Nasonia vitripennis (jewel wasp), 859 nucleotides long. RefSeq names its product 104 kDa microneme/rhoptry antigen-like. The annotation marks the transcript as partial. The transcript has 3 exons. The record is from RefSeq and is a predicted model, not a curated record. NCBI's taxonomy places the organism in Eukaryota, Metazoa, Arthropoda, Insecta, Hymenoptera, Pteromalidae.